This is a messenger RNA of Orbicella faveolata, 1860 nucleotides long. Its product is annotated as tropomyosin-2-like. Lineage: Eukaryota; Metazoa; Cnidaria; Anthozoa; Scleractinia; Merulinidae. The record is from RefSeq and is a predicted model, not a curated record.
UAUCAGUGAAAGCGAACCUUCCUGAAGGGUGUGUUUGAUAAUAUUGUAUUUUGGAAGUUGGACACGAAAUUCUGCUAUAACCAUGGCAUCUACAAUUGAGGGCAUAAAGAAAAAAAUGAUUGCAACGAAAGAGAAGGCCGAAGAAGCUCGGGAGAGAGAAAUCGAUGCGAAGAGUGAGCUGAAAAUGCUGAAAGAAACCAUCUCUACCAAGGAAGACGAAGCUGCUAGCUACAGGAGGCGCAUCCAGUUUUUGCGAUCAAAAGUCAAAGAGGCCACUGCUGAAACAGACGAGAAACAAAAGAGGCUGAACGAACUAACAGAAAAAGCCGAGGCCGAGGCUGAUAAAGGAAGAGAACUUACUUACGCUGAGGUAGAGACUGAUGAACAUCUGCGAUCGAUCGAGGUUCAAGUACAAGACGCUCAGUCGGCUGCUGAAAACUCCCUCAUGAAAUUGAACGAUGCGCAAAGGAAACUCACUGUUCUCGAAAACGAUCUGCACCGCUCAGAAGAUCGUAGAGAUCGAGCCGUGAAGCGAAUCCCUGAAUUGGAACAGAUGAUCCGCACCGCGGGAGAAAAUCUGCGCAAACUUGAGCAAGAUGACGUGUUGGCUAGUGAGAGAGAAAACGACAACGAACAGAAAAUUAAAAUACUGCAAGAAGAGUUAAAAAAGAAGAUUGAGGCAUGCGAGGAGACCGAAAGGCUGGAGCAAACUUCUCUUCGACGAGUUGAUGAAAUUGUGGCAGAAAUAGAAGCUGAGCGAGAAAAGAAACACAAACUUGAAAAUGAGUUCGCAGAAAUAGAACAACUAGAGUAAAGGUGUUUGACGUUUUAUCUGUUUUGCUUGCAGCCAAGAUAUUCGAACCACAUGUACUGAAAGUAUUUACAGAAGAAGAUUAUGUUUACUUAAGUGGUUCCUAAACGUUUAUUUGAAAAGGGACUUUCGAAAAAAAUGAUAUUUUUCAUUUCGAAAAUAGAAAUGUUAAAUUUGUUUUUCUAAUUGUAGUAUUUGUUUAGAUAAGUGACGUUGCAAUUUUAAUGUGGGCUGCUCUUAAUGUUAGAAAUCCCAAGGGUUUCAACCAGUUAACAAAGGCAUUUGUACAUCAGGCAAACAUUGGAAAGAACAAAGUGCUUAGAAAGUUAAAAUGCUUGCUUUGGCUUCAAGUUACUCAACUUAUUCUACUCAGCAGUUAUGUAACACAUGGACCCCUGGGGUGGAAGGGGGAUGGAGCAGAAAGCAGGUGUUAGUUUUUCACAGGGUACCCUGAUAUGUAAAUGGACCUUUCUAAACAUUGUGAUGGUGAGGACUAUCUCUUCUCUUUCCCAUACCUUUCCUUAAACUUCCUUAGCUGAGCAAAGUGUUAGUUGUGAAGUAACUUAGACUUGCAAAACAAACUGAAAUUUCAUUAUAAGCUGUACCCAGAAAGCAAGGAAUCUGUAGUGCUAACAUUUGCCCAUUUAGUAUUUGGUAAAUUGAGUUGUUAUAUUUCUAAAGGGACUAUCCAAUUGGUUUCCUGGGUAUUUGAAUUUUGCAUAAUGCGCAAAAUGUUUUAUUGCUCGUGAUGAUGAGUAACAUGUAGUUCUCCCAAUUUGCUGUCUUGGAACACAGCACAAAAGAAUAGGUUUUGCCAUAGUUUAACACAUAGAACCUCGUUAUCUCUAGCUCGGUUAUCUCAAAUUCUCUGCUCAAACUCAAAUCAUUUUCCCUUGGAUAUACUUUUUCAGUCACUUCCUAACAGCUACCUUGAAGCCCCGACAGCUCAAAAUUUUUUUCGUUUCGCUAGCAGGUUUUAACUGUAGUGGCAUCUUAUUUAGCACACUUGUAAAGGAGCUAUUAAUAAAUUGGUCAUUACUGGGAAAACA